AUGUACAUCCAUAUUUGGCCGUCUGGACUCAUAAUUCUACUAUUUGGUGGGGCUAUCCUGGUCAGUUCCGAGGGAGAAAGCUCGCCGCAACGCUUUUGGGUCAAGGAAAAUACCGCUGCGGGCACCAUCAUCGGUGAAAUUGCUCAACGCUCAGGUUCUAGUCUCAGACCACACUCCUUUACCAAUCUUGCAGACAAACGGAUCAGCGCCUUCUUUUCCGUCGUCCCCAGUAAUGGUUCCCUCGUCACCCUCAGACAGAUCGACCGCGAGGAGAUCUGCUCACAGCAGUCUCAGACACAACAGUCGUCGUCUGCAGACGACUCCAACGCCUUCUUCUCCCCUUACCAGGAGAAUGUCCCCUUCUGUGAGGUUGGCUUCAUUGUACACGUCUCGGUUGAGGCAGGCGAGGCGGGAGCUGAUGCUGCUGCUGCUGCUGAAAGUUAUCUGGAAACAGUAUCCCUCUGCAUUGCUGACGAGAAUGAUAAUCCACCAGUCUUUACGCCCAACGUGAUUACCCUGAAGAUAUCCGAAUCCUCGCCUGUUCAAAGUCAGUUUCCCCUGCCCUCCGCCACGGACGCCGAUCUGGGCACGAAUGGGGUUAGCCACUAUCGCCUGAGUCGGUUGCAUUACGAGGUGGGUCAGAUACCCCCCAAAACCUGUCCGAUCUCCUCCGGUGGGUCACAGGGUUCUACAUCCGCCCACCUGCUAGAUAGUGAGCCUCCCGUAUUCGCCCUCAUGUCUGAUGAGCACGACGAAGCAGAUGGACGGAGGAGUGACAAGGUGCCAAAGCUCUUGCAGGUGGGCGGACUGGACUACGAGCAGCUGAAAACGUUGUACUACUGCCUAACAGCUUUUGAUGGGGGCGGUCUAGAAGGCUCCCUGUUGGUCAUUGUUGAGGUCCAGGACGCUAAUGACAAUGCACCUGCCUGGGUCGGGCUACCGUAUCGGGUUAGCGUCCCGGAAUGUGGUGAGCAACGCCACCAAACACCACCGGCCCUCUGGAAGGCCAGUCUGGAUGCACGGAAUUACGCUAGGAGCCAGGGUUUUGACUACGACGCUCCGCUACGCUUCGUCACCCAGUUGAUGGCCCUGGACGCAGACAGCGAUGUCUACGGUCAGGUGCGCUACAAGACCUCUGAACAGAUUGUUCGAAAGCCGCAGAGCAAAGAAAACGGUGUCAGUACGGGUGCCUCAACGGCCUACAAGAGCAUUAUUCACGGCGACAAAUUGUUCCUAAUUGGGCAUCUGGACUACGAGACUACGCCACGCAUCAGCAUCCCCGUGGAGGCUGUUGAUGGCGGGGGGCUUUCCAACUUUACUGAAAUUGAGGUUUUGGUGGAGGACUGCAACGAUAAUAUCCCACAGAUUAGUAUUCAGUCGCUCAGUCCUGCACCUUCCGAUAUCAGCAACGAGAAUGGGGGUCAGGCCUUGUUGAUAAACUCCUUACAGACGCAACGGCAGCCGAGCAUUUGGUUCUAUGAGGAAGAGAUGGCGGAAAUUAAAUUAGCCACGGUCACGGUGACGGAUGCAGACUCCGAGCAAAACGCCAACAUCAAUUGUGAUGUGGAGUGGAACAGUGUGGUUAGCGUUAACCCCUUCCAGUUGGUCCCGCUCAAGGGCGCUCGACUUCCCCCCGGCAGUGGAUACAAGGUGCCCAAAGUGUACAUUCUUGUGAAGCGCAAGGGCGUUAAACUGGAUCGCGAGACGACUCCGCGUGUACAGGUGACGAUUGUCUGCACGGAUGGUGGCUACCCAGAAAUCAACGUUGCUCGCAGUUUAGUGGAGAUUGGCAUUCUUGACAUAAAUGACCAUGCACCCGAGUUUCAGAAGCCUCCCUCCGCCAUAAUGGUAGGCAGCACACAUGUACGAAACGCAUAUUUCGCUGUGCCUGAAAAUGAACCACAGGGGACCCUUGCCGGUGUACUUCGAGCCACAGAUGCAGACGUCGGUAUGAAUGCCGCAGUCAGCUAUUCUCUGACAGCCUGUCCCGACGAAAACACCACUCUGCCAUUCACCAUCGAGGCCAGCACUGGAAAAGUCUACACAACUCAACCCCUGGACCGUGAACUCAGGUCUGCCUACUGCGCAAUACUCACUGCAGUGGACGCCGGUCUUCCACGGCUGAGCAGUUCGGAGAAAGUUGUCCUACUUGUCCUAGAUGUGAACGAUUCGCCGCCGAUCUUUGUCAAUAAUUACAACAUCUCCGGAUGCAUUGUUUUUGAGGCGUCCGAGACCUUUGAGCACGAACAGGUAACGAAGAACUUCCUUGGGCAGAUAAAUGCGACUGAUGCGGACGAGGGAUCCAAUAGUUCACUUGUCUUUAGUUUGAAGUCGUCCCAGGCAUCGAUGGGCGCCGGGGGACGCGCCACCUUCCGUAUUACACGAAAGGGCCAGCUCCUUGUGAACGGAGUUUUAGAUCGAGAGACCACGGCAGAGUACGAACUGGUAGUGGUGGCCUCAGACAGCGCUCCUCCACGCCAUCGUCUUUCCACGGAGAUUCCAGUUAAGGUGCGGGUCCUGGAUAUCAACGAUAACGCCCCAGUCUUCACGGAGCCUCCCACUGCAGGCGAUCACCUCUCCACUGUCGCUGUGGCGAAUGUGACUUUACAAACUGCGGUCAACAGCACCAUAUAUCGAGCGUGUGCUCACGACCCCGACACCGGAAAUAACUCCCUUCUCAACUUUUCCCUUCGUUGUGCCAAAUACCUGAAACCCUUCUUUAACGUCACAAUGCCAGUAAAGCAGGCAGAAGGCGAAGCAACCUGUGUGCAUAUCGUGCUUACGAAACAGCUUGUGCAUCUCAUCGCCUCGGCUUCUUCGACCAGUUCGAGUGAGAUUGAUGCCAGCCAAGUAGAUGCCCUUAGCCGCCAGAUAAAGUUUCCCAUAGAGCACCAACUCUAUAUAAUUGUCAGUGACUCCGGUCAACGGCAAUUCACAAAGACGGCACGAUUGAGGGUUGUGAUUCAUGGAAGCGGGAGCAGUGAAGCCAGCGCUGCCUUCAGCAGGGAUGACGGCAGUAGCAAACAGUCUGUUGUGGAGGUCCCACAACGAUCGCACCGUUUGGAGUCAGAGAAAAUCAAGGUCGGUCCGGCAGGGUCGUUGUUGUCACAACGCCAUCAGCAACACCUUAUCACAUAUCGUCCGAGUGAAGAGGGAUUAGUUGGCGACCUCCGUGGCACAGCAAGAACAUCCCCCAAACACCCCGAUGCUCCCUCCCCCUCUUCGUCGAAUGAAGUCUCAGGGACGGAUUCAGGCAGUCAUACGAAGGCAAAACACCUCUUCGUCAUUGCAGUGGUCAUCUUCAUAAUGUUCAUCGGUGUCCUCAGCCUUCUGGCUUUCAUACUGCUUCGGGACUUUUCGCAUAAACGGACUGCACGUGGAGCGCCUGGCAGCGUAGCCGAAAACACCAGCUGUCAGAAGGGCAGUGAAGGGGGAUGUACAACCUACCCAGACUUUCGACCGAGUCCGCUAACAUAUCUUCCUGAAUUGGUCGACGGUAAGUUGACUGAACUUCUUCCUCAUUUUAUUUGACAAGUGCCUUUUCAGGAAAAAAAGAGGCUAUUUGGUUGUAUGUUAAGCAACUACCUGUCUCUUUAGUGCUGCGAUGACUUUUGGCAUUCUGAAUUGCCGCUAUAGAUCACUAGAAUAAUUGACUUUGAAAUGAGGAUACCGCUAAAAUACCACAGGGCUCACGUUGCGGUUAUUAACAGUUGACAAAAGCUUAAUUGGCGUAAUGGCGUAAUAGUUACUGUAAAAUAGUUUUUAGUCGGAGGAGCUUCAGAGGUCCAAUCACGUGCAAUCUCUGAUUCGCCUCAAAUGGUCACGUUUCUCCCUAUGUUGCCGGCUACCACUGCAAAUUUGUGUCAAAAGGGCUUUAAAAUAAAAAGGUCCUUGUGGUCCAUAAUGCGGCCGAUAACAUGCUAGGACAUAUCAGUUCCAUUGUCAAAGAAAUUUCGACAGCCAUAUGGGCCUCCUCUCGUUUUUCUAAGGCACCACUCAGUUGUAAAUUUUCAUGGUUUAAUUGGCUUAAUCGAAAACUCCGAGUUCAUCUUUAUUAACAGUUUCCAGACCUGGAGGGUAGUGGCUGUUUUAGGUAGCUGCGGGGCGCUCAUGAAAACAAAUAUAUAUGUUCAAAAUGCAGUUGAUUAUUUUAAUUCAGCCCUCACUUUGCUGCGUUUUGGCCUGAGGUUCGUAUAUUAUGCAAAGUGUACAGGAUUGUAUAGCGUUCCUUUCUCACUGUCGGUCUGUUGCUAACGGUGAGGGCCACAUUUGCAUAUGCAAUAACAAAAACAACAACGACAUGGAGUCAGACUUCUUAAUCCGGUUGAAGGAUGACAUGAGUUCGUCUCGUCUUGCCUCAGGGUUCCAAGUCAAGGCACCUUAGAUAAGGAAUAUUAACAAGUUCAGAGGGCUUACAAUGUCCCCUUGAAACUUGUUUGUUACCAUCAGCCGGCCACUCACAUCAAUAAUGGAUAGGACACACCUGAGAUUUGAAUCCGAAUAAGUCUCUCGGUUGUCCGACACAAAUGCUCGAUGAUUAGCUGAGCUGGAGGUCGGCGAUCAGGACUUCCUGUUUCAAGUUUGCUAUGUGACCACCUAGUUGGUGACGGCGGGCAAUUCAGAGGCGGCUGUCCGCGCCUCCUCUGCUUGUCAGUGCUACUUAAACACCAUAGUGAGAGAUCAGGUUUGAGUGAUUGUUGAAACGCGGCCAAGAGUGUUUCGUGCGAAACGGGCUGGACCGGUUAAACAGCAUCGUUUAAGUAAUCGUUAAGGUAGUUGAAUUUCGCGCCAGAAAUGUUUUUGGACGCAUUACAGUAUGUUUCGAAUUCAGUCCUAACUUAAGUGAGGACCCCUUCCCAGGGAAGUGUCAGUUUGUCUAAAAGAACCGCGAAAAAAUAAGAAACGGGUGCCACUUUCCCGAUGAACAGUCGCGAAGCACGAAGUUCUGCCUAAAGUCAAUUUGCGGCCUUGAUGAUGUGCGAUGAUUUAUGGCAAUUUUGCGAUUAGACAGCACGAGAUCGCAAUUGCAGUAUCUAAAACGAUAGUUAUAUGUCUUCCAUUCAAAAAAUGCUGAAUCAGUCGUCUCUUAAUCACUUAUAAGAAUGAUCCCGUUGGCGACGUAACUUGUGCUUUUCACCAAAUUCCACGGUUUUAAUCUCGACAUUUUCUAGGGGAUAAAACAAACAGCUGUUUAAGUCAUAUGAUAGAAUAUUUACCUAAUUGAACCUCUCGAUUGGCCAAAGUACUCAGAAAUCCAAGAAAACCAGAGGCAUGGGGAAAUGGGCGUCUUUUUAAAAUAAAUCAUAAUCGUAAGCAGAGGGGGGGUAACCUUUUCCUUCUAACUUUUGAGAGUCAUCAGUUUAGGAAAAAUUUCUUUGAUAUCUCUGCCUGCCUGGCAAUGGGUGAAAUCAUUAUACGGGCAAGCGACCAGUGGGAAUUGUCGGCCGGAACUGGAAGCUCUCUACUACAUCCACCUUCACGGCUGCCUUCCAACGGUAGAUGCGGUUAGUUUAUUUAUCCGUGGUGCACACUAUAACAGGCUCUAACAGUCCAUAACCGUGAGGACUUUACUUGGGAGUACUACCACGAUUAUCCGUAACACUUUUGCCACAAUUCUGGACGCCGGAAAUCAACCUCAGUCUCCUAGGGGGAAGCCCUGGUGAGAAUAUCUCGGAGGCAGAGCGAGUCCGAUUGUUCGUAUGUGAGAUCAGUUAUGUAUCGAAUUAUCGUGCGUCCGCACGACCCUAGGAGCAGACCUUAAACGCUUGCAGAAAUGAAUUCGCUCAUGUGUAACCCCGGUGGGCGUUGGACUGAUGAUUUGGUGGAGUGGGGCGGGGCGGGGGGCGGGGAGGCACGGUGAGAGAGCGCCAUUAGCGCACGGCCAGUGGCCUUUGAUGUUUCAGACUGGCUCUCCCCAAAAGGUUGCCAGCAAGUUAACGCAUUCACACCGUUUGCAAAUCCUGGCCGUUUGUUGCUUGGCCUACCUCACUCGCGAUUCAGCACGUUUUGUAGCAAAAUCGACAAAAAACGCCAUUUUCGGCAGGCCCUGCCCAGACGGAGUAAUGCAUGCUUAUCCAAGCUCUGAUACACGCAGGUCAACACACGCUUUCAUUCUGCCAAGGGACGCUGACAAGGACAGCUUGUAAGGGUAUCAACUGAAGGCGCAACUACAGUGAGUGACCGAUCUCAUGAUAUGUUGGCUGAAAUCCUGAAAUUCGUUUUCGAUUAGGAAGGAUUAUUUGGUCGCGGUUGUAAUACUGAUUAUCUUGCGGCCAAACCUUAUCACAUUUCGGACUUCGCACGAUGUCAGCUUUUAAAUGCACUGUUUUUUAAACUCCUGUAGAAACCGUACUUGGUAAAAAUUGACUACUUAAGUAGCAUGCAUUUUUCCCAUUGAUUUUCGAUGGUCAUGCAAAUUCAAAUAUAUCUUAUAGAAACCAUAAACACAGAUAUGCUUUCUUUCAGUCACUUAAUAGAGAAUCACACCCAUUUUAUAUUUUAUCCUCAAGUAAUACGCGUAUAAUAAGGUUUUAAAAAUGUUUUUAAUUAUGAGAUUUUUUAAGACCGCGUAACACCCAUUCACAUACCAUUGUACCUGGCCGUUUACCACAGCUCCUCAUGAAAUGUAUAUCAUAGUCCGCAUCCAUUGCAAAAUUAUAUGGACUCUGUAUGAUAUCUUUUUAACUGCAUAGAAGAAUAUGUGAUUUUCUUUACGCGGAAUGCAUUCACCUUGUAGACUGAAAUCACUACACAUUAAUGCAACGAAUGAUUAGGCUCCAAAUUGUUCGUCAAUUAGAAACUUCUUUAAAGCCUAAUUAUACUCAUUCCUUAAAUAUAAAAUAUCAAGAAGACGUGAUUCUCUAUUAGCUGACUAAAAGAAAGCGUAUUUUUAUUUAUGGUUUCUAUAAGAUAUAUUUGAAUUUGCAUGACCAUUGAAAAUCAGUGGGGAAAUACAUGCUACUCAAGUAGUCAUUUUUUUACCAAUUAUGGUUUCCACGGGCGGUUGAAAAAACGUGCAUUUGAAAGCCGACAUCCUGUCGAGUCUGAAAUGUUAUACAAUUAUGCCGCGAGAUAAUCAGUAUUACUACCGCGCCCACGUAAUCCUUCUUAUUCGAAAACUCAUUUCAGCAUUUCAGCCAACCUUUCAUGUGAUCAGUCACUCAGUGUACUUCGAGGAAAGAUCAACAAUGGCUCUUUCCUACAGCUCAUAUAUGCCAUUUCGUUCUAUGUGUGACACAUCGCCCAUCAGUGAGGUGCGAUGCGCAUGACGUUUGUCACGCACAGGCGGACCAUUUAGCCUGUUCAACUACUGAACUCACGCCGGCCCCAGGUUCUUUUGACUCUGUUUCGCCACUGAAACGAAGUGAUCGUAGGGAGGGGCGAGGUGAGAUUAUACUGCGAAAGUCGGUCGGAUCUCGUCUCGCCGUCGUACCUGCAGUAGACAAGUCUCAGCCUGACCCUUAAACCUAACCCUAUCCGCAACCCCUUACCCUUAACCCCUAACCCUAACCCUUAAAAGCUACGGUUGCGAAAUGAGAUCUUGCCCGCAAUUCCUUAUCACUAUAUGCGAGUUAGAGUCGAAAGUUUUGUUGAGACCUUCACAAGACAGCACUUGUACUCGUCGGCUGCGACGGACAAGUUUAAUAUGACUUAUAGUUGGCUGCAGGUCCUGUGUAGAGGGCAGGAUCAUCGCCGUUAUACAAGUACUUGCAGCAGAUGCGCCAUCUCAUGAAAUGUCAGCCAGAAUUCUAAAAUGUGUUUUUGAUUCAAAAAAUUCACUUGGGAAAGGUUGUAAAACUAACUAUCGUGCAGCCUAAUCCCAAGGUAUUUCAGUCGCACCAGGAUGCCGGCUAUUGAAUGAGCUUCAUUUCGGGCGCCUAGAAAAAGUGACUACUUAUAUGGUAGGCUUUCCUCCCCCGGGUCUUCACUAGCCCUAUAUACUUACAGUGCGUGACCUAUCUCAUGAAAUGUGGGCUGAAAUUCUGAAAUGCGUUUUCGAUUAGGAAGGAUUACUUGGUCGCGGUUGUAAUAUUGAUCAUCUUAAGGCAUACUCGGCAGGAUGUCUGCUUUUAAAUGCACUUCUUUUCAAUCUCCUGUAGAAAGCGUGCUCGGUAAAAAAUGACUACUUAUGUAGCAUGCAUUUUUCCCAUUGAUUUUCGAUGGUCAUGCAAAUUCAAAUAUAUCUUAUAGAAACCACAAACAAAAAUAUGCUUCCUUUUAGUCAAUCAAUAGAGAAUCACGUCUUCUUUAUAUUUUGUACUUAAGGAAGGAAGAUAAUUAGGUUUUAAAAAAGUUUCUAAUUAUGAGACUUUUUAAGACCGCGAUAUGUCCAUUCACAUAGCACCGUACCUGGCCGUUUACCACUGUUCCUCAUGAAAUGUACAAUAUGAUCCGCAUCCAUUGCGAAAUGUUAUGGGCUCUGUAUGCUAUCUCUUUAAUGACAUAGAAAAAUAUGGGAUUUUCUUUACGCGGAACGCAUGCACCUUGUAGAGUGUAAUCACUAAGCGCUAAUGCAACAAAUGAUCAGGCUCCAAAUUGUUCGGCAAUUAGAAAACUUUUUUAAAAUCUAAUUAUGCUCCUUCUUUAAGUAUAAAAUAUAAAGAAGACGUGAUUACCUAUUGAUUGACUAAAAGAAAGCAUAUUUUUGUUCGUAGUUUCUAUAAAAUAUGUUUGAAUUUCCAAGACCAUCGAAAAUCAAUGGGAAAAAUGCAUGCUACUUAAGUAGUCAUUUUUUACCAAACACGCUUUCUACAGGAGAUUGGAAAGAAGUGCAUUUAGAAGCCGACAUCCUGCCGAGUCCAAAAUGUUAUAAGGGUAUGCCUUAAGAUAAUCAAUAUCACAACCGCGACCAAGUAAGCCUUCCUAAUCGAAAACGCAUUUCAGAAUUUCAACCAACAUUUAAUGAGAUAUGUGACGCACUGUAGAUAUCUUUUGCAGAAAAGCUGCAGAAUAAUAUCCUUUUUGUAUUUAUUUGAUAGCAAACGAUGUCUUUUUCAACUUUUAUACUCAGAGGAAUGAUGUUUUUCAGUUUUUAAAAGGUUUCUAAUUAUGGUAACCAUUUUAAAAACGUGAAAUUUCCAUUCGUGCAGCAACGCAUCAGCACGGCUAUUUAUGCUACGUAUGAAGUAUACACCCUGGUCCCGAUCUAGCACACAGGUUAACGACUGCUGUAUGUCUUAUUCCUAACAACAUAGAGGACUGUGUGACAGAAUACAUACUGCAUGUAGUUCCAAAAUCCAAAAUGCAGGCUUAAAGCUUGGUGGAGUUUAAGUCAUCUGGGAAUUGAAGAAGCUUUCAAAAACCCAAAGAUAUUCUCUGCACAAUUGGAAACUUUAAAGGAGGGCGUAAUUUUGCUGCCAAGUGAGUACAAGAAAGAAAUAUUUUGUGUACGCCUUCUAUUGAAUAUAUGUGGACUUAUGAGGGCAUUGAAAAUCAAUGACACACUAGGUAAGUAGCUAUUUUUACAGAGUAUAGUCCUCGCAAACGGUCGAAAAGCAGCCCAUUCAAAGGCUGGCUUCCCGGAAUGACUGAAAUAUCUUAUAGAUAUGCUGCAAUAUAAUUACUAUUGCAGUGCUACUUCUGAGUCUGAAACAAUUUUCAGAGUUUCGGUUAAUAUUUCAUGAAAUAGCAUACCCAUGGACGAAAAAUAUGCUAAAGUGACAUGUGUUCUUUUCCCUAUCUCCAUCAGAGGAAUAUAGGAAUAGCGAUGGGCUCUCUGUUCUCUGGUCUCCUUGCUGAGUUCCACAUUCAAGAGUUAGAGAUAUUGGUGUUUGCAAUCUGCAGGCCAAUAUUUUGAACGCGGUAUGUGGAAGAUACCUUCUUCAUCCUGAAGCGAGAAAUGGUCUCCAUAUUUCACGCUAUCCUGAAAUCCGUUUUUGGACAUUCAGUUCACAAUAGAGGCAGAGAUCAACAAGUCAAUAGCGUUCCUAGGUGUCCUGGUCCAUAAUCAGACCAGCAGGAGCUUAAGGACGACAGUAUACUGGAGGACCACCAACACACGCCAGGUCCUGAGCUACCACAGCAACCACCCGCUGUGCUGCAAACGUAACUGCGUGCGAACUCCCUACAAGACGACGGAAACUCAUUGCAGAGAGGCAGACGACAAAGCAGCUGAACUUCACUAUGUUCGGCGGUUGUUGACCUCCAACGGCAACCUCUGCAGCUGCAUAGAACGCAGCAGACAGCCAAAGCAAGCUACUAAAACAAGACAGAAUACCCAAAGGUGUGCCGGGCACUACCAUGUAUCGAGAACGUAUCCUAAACAGUCACUCGUCCCUUACAAUCACUAGGGAUCGGCGUCACCCACAGACCUGAGAUGGCAAUAAGACGUCAGAUCAUGAGACACAGGGCCCCUCUGUCGCAAGGCGAAAUGGCGAAUUCCGUCUAUUAUGUCCAGUGCAGGUUUCUGUGAAGCGGACCACGUUGGAGAGAUUGGAGAACGACUGCAGACCCGCAUGAGUGAGCAAAAAAGUGCUGUGAGAAGGAUGGACCAGCUCUAGCUGGUCGCGAAACACUGCGCAGCCUCUGGACACAUUUCGCCCUUCAGAAGGCAGAAGUAUCGAGCAAACAGUUCGAGAAACGCUCGAAGCCUGACGCGCCGUACUGUUGUACGAUUCUCCCGCCAGCUUACCAGGCCUUACGAGUUCGGCCCAAGCAACGGCAUCGCAGGCAGGAAGUCAGACUCGAAGCGACAGUAAGUAAACUCAUACCGAGCAGGAUCAAGGUUGGCGGGAACGUGUAUUAGACACAAACACAACUGUAGGGGAAACUGCGGAGAACGCAAAUCAGCAAGCCCUCCUCUCAGGCUUGAGCGCAGACGCACGUGAACACAGACGACGGGGGUCGAAGGCCUGAUAGGAACAGAGACAUCGGCAAUGGCUCAGCGGCCGACGGGGGACGAGAACAAGAGAUGCGUUUCCAUUAUCUGAGUCAUUCGCUGGCUUUUUCUGUUGGCCUUGAUUCGUUCAGCCUUUCCCCCUGCCUCGUAUUAUAACCCUGCUCAACGCACGUACGCAGUCUGGUUAUGGUUUUCGACCAUUGGCAGACAUGUGCGGUUUGCAUCCCCUUUACGGGUGUCGUAGUGGCCGCUUUGUCAGCGCGCUUGUCGGCCUCCCCUCGCCAGAUGGCGGAGCGGUCAAUCUUUGUUUCUCGACUGUGGUGCUUCUGCCCUAGCGGGUGCGUCCGUGAGACAGUGCGCCACGCCGGUCACGUGACUGCUGUUCGGCGCCCCCUCUUUUUUGCAACUAGUGUCGGCUGUCGGCCCCUCCUGACUGUUUUUCAUCCAUCCCAUUGGCCCUGUUUGAACUGACUCGAUCCGUCUCCGGAGUACACUGCAUGCGGAAUGCAGAUCUAUGGCUCGGUUGAGUGCGUCAGUCGACGACAAACUUUCCAGCAUCAGUCUGGUCAUCUUAUUACUGGUCCGGCCGCUCACCCUCACUUUCUCAAAGGCGAAACUGUGGCCUUACCAUUGUAUGUGACUAGAGCCCAGCGGCAGCUUAUCCUUGCGUUUAAUCGCAGGCCGGUGUUCGUACAACCUUGUGCCGAGGCGUUUGCUCUUAUCACCAACAUACUUUGAAUCUCAAUCUUAGCAUGGUAUGCUGUAGACCUCCGCUGAUUUUUCCGUCGUUGGUAGCGGGUCUUUGAGUUUCAUGAUUUACUGGCCGAUUAUUGUUGCCGGUUUAUGAGCCACACCAAACCCGAGAGGUUUCAAGUUUUGUGACGUCUGUGCGAAAAAGUGCAAUAGAGGGAAAUUUUGGAAACCUGAUUAGGCGCACCGAUUACGUCUCCGCAAGGGACGUCUAUCUCAGAAUGAAGCCGUAGAGAUAGAACAGUCUUGGACGACAAUCUCUGCUUAUGAGGGUGAGAGUUGAAUAGCAAGACGGACAGUAAAACCCUUGUGAGGAAAAUUCCUCAGAUGUCAGUUUCUUUUCCAUCCGUCGUAUGCCCUUUCUCUGGGUACAGUGCGUGACCGAUCUCAUGAAAUGUUGGCCGAAAUUCUGGAAUGCCUUUUCGAUUGGGAAGGAUUGCUUAGGUGGGGUUUUAAUAUUGAUAAUCUUGCCAGGAUGUCGGCUGUUGAAUACACUCCCUUGCGACCUCCCAAGGUAACCACACUAGGUCAAAAAGGACUACUUAAGUAGCAUGCGGUUUUCACAUUUAUCUUUGAUGAUCUUGUGUAUUCAAAUAUAUUUUAUACACAACAUGCAUAAAAAUACGCUUUGUUCUACUCGUUCGAUAGAAAAUCACAUUUCCUUUAAACUUUAUAUCAAAUAAAGUGUAUAUUUAGGUGUCAGAAAUGUUUCCCAGUUCUCGAAUAAUUUUGAGCCUAAUCAGCCAUUGCAUUAGCGUUUAAAGAUUUUAGUCUACAAGGCGCAUACUUUACGCGUAAGGAAAAUCAUAUAUUCUUCUAUGUCUUUAGGAAGAUACCAUAUGGAGUUCAUAAAAAUUUUCAGUGGAUGCGGACUAUGUCGUACAUUUCAUGAGGAGCAUUGGCAGACGUGCAUCUACUAGCAUUUUUUAGAAAGCUAACCAUGUGAUAUCACUCAGGUGGGGCUUCAGAAUCAAACCUUGCCAAACAUUCUUCGUACCUAAUCAAACCGUCAGAUAAGAUUUCAAGGCUGAGGAAGUCCACUGAAUGUCUCAAUUUGUGGCACCUAAGAACAUGUUCUGUAUUUUUCCUACUUUUUAAGACACUUUCUUCCAGUCGUAAAAUUCAGACGUCAAGACAGCCUGCGGCGUUACUGGAUUAGUUGCCUAAGUAUGAACUCUAAGGUGACGGUUUUACCGCAUAAGACGCUCCGUUCAACUUGAGCUGACUUUUUUUCUCACAUUCGUGCGUCCUCAGAUUUCAUUAACCCUUAAAGUCGGGUCUAUGCGCGUGAUUGUAAAUCAUUUCCCUCCUCACAAGGUUAAAUCUGUUCUUGUCAAGAAAAGGUUGAAUUACAGUUCGCCGUACUUUCAUUUCCGGAUACGAGGAAGCUGAAUGCAUCUUACCAGGGCCACUCGAAGACUGAACACGCAGUGAGAGGAUGCGUGUUAGGAGGCUACUCAGGAGAAUCGGCGUUUGAUUGGUCCACAUCGUACCUAUUAUUAUCGUAAGCUAUGAAGCAGGGGCGGUGCAGAAUUCCGGGUCUCAUUGUGCCAACGGAGUGCUUUCGGUUAUUAAUGAGUCCUGAACAAUGAAACCAGAAUUCCGCCUUCUCGCGCCCCUUCAACUUCGUUGUUAGUGGAACUAAUUAUAGCGUUAAGACGGAAUGACUGCGCUCGCGAAUUCACAUAUAGCCGUGCAUUUAUGGCCAGACGACAACGUUUACUCCCCUGGAGGACGAGUCUGGAGCAUGUAGGCUGUCAGUGGAGAAUGGCGAGAGAAAAAGAGCGAGAGCGAGAGAGAGAGAGAGAGAAUGAGCAAACGUGUUUAUUUAUGACCCUGUUGCGCUAGAGCAGGGGGCCAAUUGGCGUAUAACAUUCGUUAGGCCGAGACAAGUCGCAUCUGAACGAGUCCUCAUCAGUCGUCUGACGUGUGUUUGUGAAUUCUUGUAGACGGGAGCCACGCCAAGCCAGCCACUGCGACCUAUCUUGUCAUUAUUCGGGCAACGUGGCGCUAGAUGUUUUUACCAUAAAUAAUCACAGGUGCUUUGAUAUUAUCACAACAUGUUCACGGUACUGGACUGCGAGAUUGCAAAUCAGUGAGAUAACUCGUUUUUUCUCAAGUCUAAUCUAGCCUGUGGUGCAUCCCCACCCGCACCAAGCACGAGGUCUCCCGCAGAACCUUGGUCCACGUGCUGUUAGGAAUCAGCACGUGUGUGUAAUACGCGUAGAGUUGACUUCCCUCCCGUCAGGCCACACUUAUCACCGCUUGCUCUGACCAUACCUCCUCAUAAAAACUCAGUUAGCGCGCGGAGGUUGAAGCAGUAGGGGUACUGCAUAAUUUUGCCUUAUUUUAAACAAAUUUACGCACUGACUUCAUUACUGAAUUAUCCGUACGUUUAUAAGGGUCUAACUAUCGGUCUGCUCAUGUCCAUUCGGCGCUCCCUGCCGACUAAACCUACUGCUUCUGAAAUUUGGACAGUCUGAGGUUAUUUGGCGCACACGAAGAUCGUUUGGUUUGAUCGACUGUAUCUGAAGCUUAUCAAUAACCUUAGUCCAAAGUACAUCCCCGUCGUUGGUUGCCUGAAUAAACGAAACCCCUACAUUAUGCCACCCAAUGUACCUUUAAAUGUACACCUCUGAGACCAGGAAGCGAACAUCAAAAUGCAUCCUACCUUGACUGCCUCGGAGUGAUCUUGCGGUCCCCGUAGUCUGCGUAAUUUUCAAAAUUUUUCCUACAACACGGACAUACGGUAAUUGUAGGAUAACCUGUUAAGUGGUCUGUUUUCUCCCAUCGGCUAUGUAGAUCCAAAAUCUUUUUUCCCACGGCAAGAAUUUGUGAGUUGGAAAGUAUGGCGCCGCUUUUAUUUUCUGUGUGAAAUUGCAAGUUUAUUUUAUCUCUCCGGGAGUUAUCUUUCAUUGGAGCAUAAAUUCAACCUUCGCAAACAUCCAAUUUUUGUCCCUUAAGAAAAUUUUAAACUGUUAGAAUAAAAUAUGUUCGUGUUUGGUUAGCAGAACGAGAGGUGGCUUUGCGUGCAUUGGAAGAGGGAUGAAUUUUAAAGGGGGGAUGGAGCCAUAGUGAUAUGCUUAGCCCCCUAAAAUAAAAAUCUUCCACUGCUGAUGGUGGGAAACACGAGGGAGCAACCGCCUACCAAGCGCGUUAACGAACAAGGCAACCGGGACAAACAUAGAACGACAAGGAUGGGGGAGAUCGAGACGGCAGCCUUUUUCGGAUGCAUCAGCGUCUUCUUCAAUCAGUAAAGAACUGACAAUGGACACAAAUGUCAGAGCACCUGCCGAAAUGAUAAGGCCAGGUCGAAGAGCUAACAGCACUGGACGGAAGCUUCGGUAAUACUUCCCACUCAGCCGAUGUCAGGGUCUCCACGUACUGGGCGUAGAAACCUGGCCCGUACUUACUAGAGUAAAUACUUUCAAUUAUUCCAGGGCCUGGGGUUUCGACGAAAGAGGCGUCUGUGAAUCUGCACGUUGCAAUCUUACAAAUAACGUGUCCGGCCAGAUACAAGAUUCUACUGGUUUUACACCAAACACAAUGCUCGCUAACUCAUUUUAAGUGAGAAGACCUGCCGACAGUAUGCCACGCCUUCAAGAAGUAAAAGUAGUCUAGGAAUGUAUUUUCAGGUUCCACCGUAAGUCUCCCUAGCAUAUGUCAAGCUCCAUUAGGCACAGUCAUUCUGGACGCAGGAAACUUCUCAUACCGUCGACCUGUAUUAAACUUUUUAUGGAGACAGAGCACAUCGCCUGCUUGUGCAGAUUUCCUGUCAAAAUGCUUUUCCAAACAGAUGCCUUCUGCAGUUAGUAAGCUAUGCUGCUUCAGGUUUGAGGGAAAUCCUGCGAAGCCUCACAUUUUACGCAAGCAUCAGCUAUGCCAUGAUCAGCAAACCAUGGCCCUUGCAGCCUGGUGUGCGCUGGAAGUUCUCUGGUACCCGGCUCCCUCCUGGUAGAUGCGCAUGCGCUCGCGCUGGAUAUACAGAUCGCGAGCAUGGCUGUCCAGUCAUCCUCAUCGUCUUCCUGGCCAAUUGUUGUGUUGUUGUUAUUGUUGUUGUUGGCUAAAAUCCUAAUCAAGUAUUUGUUGUGGACCAGGUGGUACGCCUAGGCACGGGUCUGGCCGAUCCAACCACAUGUGUCCUCUCCCAAUUCCGAGCUCCUUGAGUGUAUUCACACUGGAACCAGGUGGGGGAGGAGGAGAGGGUGCUGGAGACGCUGCGCAAGUCUACUCCUACUGUAACUUAAUUCACGUGCAUCAUUGUGCUUGCUCCACCUUGCUGUGCAGCACACAGUGGACAUCAGCGGGUACGACGGUCAAAGCGUCGUGUGGGUGUGUGUGUGGGCCCCAAGCGGGCUACGUGGUCCAUGCGAUGGACCAACACUCGGGCCAUAUAGGAUCCUGGAAGGUGUUAUCGGAAUGCGCACCACAACAAAUACCAACAUCUCGAUGAGCGGUGGCAGAACCAAUUGCGCGCAGACGUCGCGCACAUUGGGACCCCUGCGUCCCCCCAUUGUUGUUGUGGGUUAAAUCACGGUCACUUGCAGUGUGAGCCAGGGGGUGUGGAGCGGAGCGCACAAAGUACCGGCUCCACCGUGCCAUCCGCUUGCGUCCUCCCCCGUCUCUGGUCGUCUUGAUUUUGUCAUGACACCGGGCCCAAGUGAGGGACGAGGAGAGAGUGCGGUCGAUGUUGCUCAGUUUUAUCAGCAUUUUCAAAGACAUCGCACGCAAGUCACUGUGUCUGCUGCACCUUGCCGGGGAGCACACGGUGAACAUCAUCGGACUGUCGCGUGUGUUGGGGGACGGGGGAUGACUGGCUCGAGGACUGGAAGCCAGGUCUAGUUUGAUUUCCGAGGAAUUUAAAUGCCUCCAUCUUAUCGUGGUCUUAAAGGUACUCUGAAGGGCGUGAGGCACGAGGCCCCGUUUAUGAGAAAAUCCGCACAUUGCCCGGAGGCACGGUUGUGUGUGGUACGUGUAGAAGGCCCGUUUAACUUUGUCAGCCACUAAGCCCUAGCGCACCUCCGAUCAGCAUGACGCUGUCUGGCCAUUGGAGUCUGAUGGAUGAGGGAAGAGAGAGUGAGGUUAACGACGUGCAAGUUCAUCUCACUAUGUCACGCGAAAGUCACCAGUGCUGUGCCCAGUACGUGGACGUAGCCGUUCAUUAAGUUCGGACUCCCACCAUCUCACUCACGCCCCAAAGCGGCAGAAAUUAGGAAUCUAAAAGGUAACGUGUCUGAUCAAUUCACACAAUAGGACGAAAAAUGGGAAUUCUUCGUUUCCCUUUGAGAUAGGAAUCAACGGCUUCCACAUGCAACCAUAUGGCGACCGGGGGUCAAUAGUGGAGAGAUGCCCUUCACACCAACAAAAACUGUCUGAUAGUUAUUUUUGCUCUGUUAGACUUCAUUAGCCUAGCCUAGGACUGAGCCCGACUUACAGGCUGGAGCUUCAUCUAUCACACCUCCCCUCUCUGUCCAUCCAACUACCUCCAGUUGGUAGGUGGACUGGGCUAGGACGAAAGGAGGCAGAUCUUGGCACAGUAGCUGCCGAGGAUAAGUAACCCGCCUACGCGCAUCACGCAUGACCUGUUACUUACUCCACUUCUGCGAUGCUUUCUUCAGGGGUUUCUCGGAUCUCACACAUACACGCAGACAAUAAAAGCUGAUGAUGAUAGUUCGGCCGUCGGUUUCGACAAUGUCCACCGCCCCUGCUCCACAGCAAGGCGGAACAGGGACGGUGACCUGUGCGUGGGUUAGUUUAUAGUGAUAGUAUACUUGCACAGCGUCUGCCGCACUCUCUCCUCCCCACUCCCCACCUGGGCGCGGUAGGGAGACAGAGUCAAGAAGACCGGAGGUGGAGGUAGGUCGCAGGUGGUUGGCACGGCCGGAGCCGCACCUUGGCGUGCCACCACACCCCCUGGUCCACACAGCAAAUGGCUAGGAUUUUUCCCCAACAACAACGAAAACACCCGAGCAUGGGCGAGACAAUAACGACCAAUGGGCAGACGACACUCGCAGGAUGGGUGUGGGUCGACGUGAAAACAGAGAAACGUCUGGGGAUAGGUGACCGAAUCUACUUUUUGAAGUGUCGGAUCUAUUAGCCAGUGCGUGAGAACUGUAGUUUUCACUGCGUAGGACCACUUGACUUCUGAAAACCGCUUUCAGUGCCUGGAUUGACGCUACCCUAACCAAACUUCCGGAAGGCAUGAGCAAUUUUCUAGCGUAGAUGCACCCCAGUUCCACCGUAGUACUCCUCCAUGUCUGCCUUGUCGCCUCGACAAUCCCUAGACGCAGCAACCAGAAAAUAUUGCGGAGGUCUCGGAACAAUAUAAGUCGAAAAACUUCUCCCAGGUGCAAGCCAUAGGAAGACUACUGGUAAAUGCGCAAUUCCCUUCUUGCCGCCUUCUGGCUCAAUGCUCUUUCGGCAAACUGGCGGGAUAAAGAUGUCUGUGAUUUUAUCGCGGGACAGGAGAAACGGGCACCUAGGGCUGUCUAAAGUUAAAACUGCAUUAAAAGGUAACUGCAGCAUCGGCCGUCCACCAUCCUGCCCCCAACCUCAAUGGCCGUUGGCGUUAUCGUCAGCACAUCAAGUCACUGCUACCAGGUCCAACAUGAAUGACAAACGUUCGUAGUCCGUGUGGCCAUAAUGCUAUCACUUUUUGUACGCCUUCCAUAUGCUUGCCGGCUGGCUUAUCCUGCCUGCGCUUUUCACGCAGUACUCUUCCAGGGGCCAUGCUGCGAAACAUUCCCACUAACUGGACGAGAGACCAUUUCAGGCUAGCAUCGUACCAAGUACGAAAAUCUGCGAUUGAUAAGGCAGCUACUAAUUUUAGUAAGUGUGCGGUAGCGUAGCAGCCCUGUGCGUGCGCCACCUCUAUAUGCUCAUGUCUUCUAAAACACCCAGGAAUAAUCACCCGUAUUACGGGUGAUCUUACGCCUAAUUCCAGAUGGGUCAGGAAUGGCCAUUUCGGGCUUACUAUCCGUCAUCAGCCAGUCAUACCCGGCCCUGAAUUGUGGAAUACCUGAGGCCUGAUCCCGCGAUCUGUUGGUCAGAAUCUCAACCCCCCUAACCACUGAGCCAAGGGCUCGUUGUGCAGGCGUUCCACACCUCGAGGUUGGGCAUGACUGGCUGAUGACGGCUAAUGAGCCAGACAUGGCCAUUCCAGUCUCCCUUGUCUUUGUCGACAAUGUUACUCUGCCGGUGUGCUAAAUUUCAGGAAGGCUAACGAUUUUCCACUCCUAAUUCCAACCCUGAUCCCCUGGAAUUUAGCGCAAGACCAGCUGUGUCACGCGCGUUCUUAGUGGCGUGUUUUGCCAGGCUACGGUUGUGAGUAGGGUUAGGUUUAAAAUACGGACACAGGAAUAUGUUGCCCUCGGGAUUUAACGCAAGAUUAGUCGUAAUAUAGGGAGAAUACUUAUUCCCGUGUCUAAUAAUAGUUCCAAUUGCGACUUUUUUCCUGGGAAAUUAGUUGCUGACUUGAGAUAGAUCAGUCUAUUUGAGAUUUAUAAGCUCAGACUGAAAUUUUGUUAUGAGUAUUUGAGCCGAAGCCCAUCAGACACAGCGGAAUAAACACGCACUGUUCAUAAACUGUCAACAGGCAGCCAGUACUGUGUGCAUAAGUAGGACGAUAUGUCAUUCUUAAAGCACAGGCACUAGCUAGAAGCCCAGAUACGUGUUUCGCCGACAUUCUGCCACAACUUCGAGGGGCUUGGCUCAUCACUGGGUACGCCCGUUUUUAUAUUGGGGCUCCUUGUGCCAAAUUCCAGUCUAAGCCUAAAAGUACCAAAUAAGCAGACCGAAUAAACCGAUUAACUUCUAAGGUAAUUAAAAGUCUGUGACUGCAAAACUGGAAAAUCCACCAGAAAACACAUGGGAACGCUAGGAGACCCACUGCAGUGACAGAAUAUCGACGAAACGCGGGUCUGGGCUUUUAGCUAGUACCUAUAUUGUCAGAUAUGGCAUAUUCUGCUAUCUACGCAUAGCUCUGCUACUGGAUUCUCGAGAAGGGAUCUGAGAACAGUUCUCCUUCCAGUGUUGGGGUCUGCUUUUUUACAAGUCGCUUCCCGAAACCAACCUUGACGCUUGUUGGUAAGAUGGCCUGGGAAAAAAUGAGGACCAGUAGAGAUCACUGGGGAAAUGCAGUUGUUGGCGGAGGAUGUGCGGUUCGAAGAAUGUUCAAAUAAGUCAGGUUUGGACAUUGACCGAAAUGGCAUAUCUGAUAGGCGUGUGGGUUGGCUCAACUUAAAGUUCUCUAAGGAAGGAAACCGACCGACUUCAUAGGACCCCACAGGGCUUUACAGAAAAACUAAUGCGGGCACAUUGUCGCAGAGAGGUAAUUCAGUCGCACUGUCCAUAGAAGAUGCCAUCUUGACUCAACGUACGUUAAAAGGCUUUAGCUUGCGAUACAAAUAUUUACGACUGUGCAGAGUAGCAAUUCGUUUUGUGUGGAAAAUUCUUGCCUCCACGAAUUUGUGAAUUUAAGCCGUCUAGCGCAUUAUGUUGUGUAAACUAACGCACCUAUGUGCUUUGUCUUCUCCCAAAAGUUAUCCUUAAUCCCAGAAUUCGAAAAAGUUGGGAAUGGCAGCACCCGGGUGGGAUGUAUCAGUCAUGGAGAUAAUAUUUAAGGUCCAUUUCCUGCAUGCAAAAAUGCAUCCAGCAACAUUUGCAUGAUUGAAGCCAACCAUGUCCGUUAAAAGGAAGUCGAACGGUCCAGAAUGCAAUUUUUACCUUUAAAAGUGAUGAAGGGGUAAUCGUUCGUCGCAGGGGGUGGAAGCAGCAGAAGCUUCUAAAACAAAACUACAACCUUAUAUGCCCUUCGUCUACUAGUAGCCGGAAAUCUUCCCAGUCGGUUUUCGCCAAUAAUAGUAUUAGAUGUUUAAAGUCAAUGAAGGAUCCUUACUGAUAGGUUAUUGACCCAGCGAACAGUUUUAACUUGAGAAACUACUAGCAAUGGAAAAAAAUCUAUCUAGACCAGGUCGUAUUUGAAAUUUUUAUGAGAUUGGCGUGCACUGAUCUAGCAUGCCUGGUUAGACCGAGUUAAGAGCUUCAUGCGUGCCGAACUGAGGAGUGCUGUACGGCUGACCAAAGCUGACAAAUAAGACGGAAGUAUCCACUCGAAGUUUCCCUAUUUUUCGCGAUAAUUUUUAUCUAUUGGCUGUAUUUUGUUACUUUUUGAACUCUCAGAGGGCUAUUGGUUUUUUCAUUUUUUUUUAAUUUUGGGAACAAUUAUUCCCACUAGUGAUCACGGAGCCUCGGCCGAUGCAUUGACUUUGAUAACUCAACUGCGCAAUUCGCCGUCGAAUUUACAAUACCUGAUCGAAUUCCUGAAAAUGUUCUAAUAAAUUGCAAGCCGACAUAACUACAUCGACUAGUCGUUCAAGUAAUAUCGAGUGGGAAAAGUAGAACACAACAAAUAUGAAAGUAAUAUACCACUGGCCAGAUGUAGCAAACUUCCUUCUAAAAAGCAUAAAAGUCAAAAACACAAAAAUGUGAUUGAGUACGGCAAGGAAUAUUUUAUUUGGAUCUUCGGUAAUGACAGCACAGUAACAGAGGCUUUUUCAUGAUCGCACUUCGAGAGACCGGUAAGAAACUAAUGAACUCGGGUAUAAAUAAGACGAGAAACCAUUAGGAUUUCGUAGUUUAUACUAUAGGGCUUCUACUUGGUAGAAUUAUUUUCUGCUUUUUGGUUGUAAUUGAUUCCGUUGAGUUUCAAAAUGUCUCUAAAUUAUCUGUGUGCACUUUGCGACGUCCGAUGUACUCGGUCGAAUAUCCGAACUGCUAUUUUUGUAGUUUAUGGCAAAUAAAACUUUUAACAUGAAACAGGUUUUGAAAGGUUUAUCACCAUGGUGAGUUCUUGGAAGUUUUAUGUUCUGUAGAUGUCGGUUUGGGCAAUGCCUAAGGCUCAUCUAAGCAUGAAUCGUGAUCGCUGAGUAAAAUCGACGAAGGCCGGCCAGGAAUAUACUGUUGAUCGGCGGGAAGCCUUUCGAUAAUAAGUUCUCUUUCCAUAAGUGUUUCGCCAGGGGAUUUCGCAGAGGAAUUUCCAUCAUUUUGAUAAAUUAAGGUCAGGGAGAAAAUUAAAUAAUUUUGUCCAUUCAUGAGCUUACCUGUCGGAUACCGACCACCGUUACUCCUAAAUACUAGAGUAGCUCAUUUUUUUCUGGAAUCUUUUCUCAUAUUCCAUCUUAAGUUUCAGGUCUAUUGUCUGAAUUCGACUGCGACAUGGAAUCGGUCGAUAAUUGUUAAACUACUAAUAAGAUGAUUAUGCCUUAUGCGUUACGUUUCUAAAGCGUCUAUUGGUUGAAAGUAAACUGUUCAAUUAACCUCUUACAAUUAAUUCAAAGUUUAAGCAGUCAUUUGUUAACAGGUAUUUCUGCCCUUACUUCCAGAAUGCCUUGCAGGUAUAAACAGUGCCGGUAUGAUGAAGGAAAUUAUUGUCAAAUGAGGUUGCUUAUGCGUUUUAUGUCAUAAAAAUGCACAUAGUAACAAGACCACCAUUCCCAGAGAAGGAAUGAAAAUGAAGCAACCAUUUACCCCACUUAAUCUUUGAAUUGAGCAGAUUUAGAUCUCAUGUUCUUGGUAAAAGUUUUUCGCCUGGAUGACUGUCGUUAACAUGUGCUUUACAUUAGCGAUUAAAUAGGAGUUUUCCGGACAUGAAGAAGGGCUGAACUCUGCCAAAAAGGCGCAUCAUUUCGGCAAUAAAAUGGUCUAAAAACAUCAUUUGUGCGGGAAACAGCUUCUUUACGUAUCGCAUCAAGCUAAUAAGCAAAGUGUACAACUUAAAAGGCAUUUCUGAUUUCAGUCACCUAAUCUGCUUGCUUGCAUUCUUCUGUGCCUUGUUUUUAAACAAUCUCCUGGACGUAGUACUGUCUUUUAUGGAGUCCACUUUCUGUUUUCAGGCAGUGCAUCCCUGACGAAAUACCACUACGGGGUGAAUUGUGAUGUAGACAGCAGGUUGUCCGAACAAACUCCCAAGGACACGAGAAGCAAACUCUCCAGCAAGAGCCACACACCGACGCGAACCCUGUCUGCGAGUGCCGUCAAAUUCGAGGCGGUAGGUCUCCCACUUAGGCCUGGUGCUCACAUGCAGGAUGGCUCAGCUGGACCCUGGGACAGGGGUUCCAGCCAUGCGUCCCUACCAGAUCCAUCGGUUCAGUUUCACCCACUCUAGGCGUCGUGGGUGAAUGCUGAUUAGAUUGUCUGCUCGCAGAUGUUCGACGAUAUGGUUGCUGGAUGCUGGGUGAGAGCCCUAGUAACGGAUGCGGAUGAUAGCAUCCUCUCUGGUGCAACCUCCACAGUAUUCCAAAAAAGACUGAAGACAGUGAGGAAACAGAGAACUUUCUCGACUGUGGGACAUUGUUGGUUGGGAGUCCUGAGGUUUACUGAAGGCAGACCCAGGCCUGAUGCCGCUGUCGUUUCAGUUGUUCUAAUAACCGUUCAGUAAGGUGAAGGGACAGAGACCCUCCUCGGCAAUGCGGGUGGUUUUGCACUAAAAUCCAAAAAGGGCUCCUACAGCCGCGUCCUGACCUAAGCCCUAACCGGUCGAAUAUCAUUUCGUAGCCGCAUCUGCAGCAGACAAACCCCAGCGGCGGCGGGGACGGUGGUAAUAGGGGUUUAACACUAACCCCUAAUCCUAACCCUACCCCUAGCAUUAACCCCUAGCCCCAAUCCCUAAUCCUAACCCCUGGACCUAACCCCUAGCCGGAACCCUAAACCUAGCCCCUAACACUAACCCCCAACCCUAACCCCCAACCCUAACCCCUAAUAAUAACCCAUAGCCCUGACCCCUAACCCAUCCCCUACCCCUAACACUGACCCCUGACCCUACACGCGUCCUGAUCAUAACCCUAGUCUGUCGAAUGUUAUAUAGUAGUCGCACCUGCAGCAGAUAAACCCCAGUCGCCUGUCAUACGGGACGGUGGUAAUGACAGUUCGACCAUCGAUUUCGAUGAUGUCCACCAUGUGCCCCACAGACUGCAUUGUGGAAGCAGGGAAGGUGACCUACGCAGGGGUUAUUGUGCCAAUAGACUUGCGUAGCAUCUACCUACACUCUCUCCUCCUCCCCCGCCUGAGCCCGGUGUCAAGACCAAGUCAAGAAGACCGGAGACGAGGGAGGCCGCAGGUGGAUGGCUCGGACGGAUCCUCGCCUUGGCGCUCCACUCCGCACCCCCUGGUCCACACACAAAUGACCAGGAUUUUGACCACAAAACAAUGGGGUGAUGGCAGUGGUCCAGUUGUGCGACGAAUGCCGACAACGGGGUCUGCCAGCGCACACCGCAAAUGUUGGCAUUUGUUAUUGCGCUCAGAUAACGCCUACCAGAGUCCGAUGUGGACCCCGUGUUGGUCCAGCGCAUCUAACACGUGGCCCGUUUUGAGGGCACGGACGGUGGUAAUAGGGGUUUAACACUAAACCCUAACCCUAACCCCUGAACCUAACCCCUAGCUCCAACCCCUAAACCUAACCCCCAACUCUUACCCCUAAUGCUAACCCAUAGCCCUAACCCCUAACCUCUAGCCUUAAUCCAAAGUCCCUAACAUGAACCCCUAGGCCUAACCCCUAACACUGACCCCUAACCCUAACAGGUGCGGCUACGAAACUAGAUCUCACCCCCUAGCCCUGAUCUUCCCGGAAUUCAAGGCAAUGCCACCUGUAUUACGGGGUAAGGGGCGGGUAUCCACUCCUGAUUGUUCAUCCGUCCCUUGCCACCCGUACGUGGCCGUCUCACCCCGAUUUUGAAAUCUUCCUCUUCGAGAAUAGCUCCGAAUGCCACGCAACAGAACUGCAAGUACUUUUAAUGGUAUCAAUCUAUUAAUUGUGCAAAUUAUUAAAGGAGGAACAUGGGGUUAUGCGUCCGGAACAUGAACUUUUAGGGUCAGUUCCAGAAUUUUGGUAAAAAUUUGAGUCGAAAACGAUCAACUUCUGUUGACCGUAAAAGGUCAUAUGACGGAUGCUCAACUUCAUGUCCUUCCUUUAAUAAUUAACUAGCUAUUCAUCCGGAGUUCAUAUAACAGGACCUGCAUAAAGAACGCUUGGGGACUCAUUGAGGAGCCGAACCACUCGGAGUUGCGCCAUGCAGCUGCGAACACAUCGGCGGAAUGCAUGCCUAAGCUUUCAGCCGGUGUGUAUUUCAGUAGUAAUAUAUAAGCAUCUAUCAUUUAAAAUUAUGGAUUGUUUGUUCAUUGGCGAAUGUUGAUUAGGCUGUCUGUUCGUACAGUACACAUGCUAUUUCAUGAACUGUUUACCGAAAUUCUGAAAAGUGUAUUUACUUUGAAAAGAUUACCAAAGUAGAGUUGCCUUGUUAAUUUUCGUGUCGCAAAAUUUCAAAAUACUCUGGUCACGUAAUGAUACUGACUUUCGAACGAGCUCCCUGGCGACCGGUUGCGUAAAGGACAUUCCACAGAAGGUGGCUACUUAACUAGUAUGAAUUCUUGUCAUUGAUUUUUUAUGUCCUUAAUAUAUAUUAUAGGAACACCCAGAGAGAUAUCGUUUUUCACUCAUUUGGUAGCAAAUUACGUUUUGUCUCAUACUUUCUGCUUCAUGAUAGAGUAUCUUUUGGUUUAAAAGACUUUCCCAAUUCCGAAAUAAUUUCAAACCCGACCUGGCGUUGCACUUGUAUUCUAAAUUUCCAAACUAUAAACUGUAUGUUUUCCGUGUAAGGAAAAUUACGGAUUUAUAUAUACUAUUAAUAGGUAGAAUGUAGGUCUUCUAAUUAUUGUAAUGGAUGUAGACCAUGUUGUCUACUUUAUGAACAGCAUUUAUAAGUAUGAUGAUGAUGUGAUGUUGUCUGAUUGGACAUUUGACGGUCGUGAAAAGGCUCAUAAUUAGAAAAGUUUUUAAAACCAAAAAUACCCUUUUUAGACAUAAAUGUGCAAUCCGACAAGUAAAAGAAAGACUAUUUUGUGCAUAUUUUCUAAAAAACUUCAUAUACGUUUACGUUGGCGCCGGAAAUCUGUGUUAAAAAUUCAUGCCACUUAAGUGCUCAUCUUUCGCGAAAUCUAGUUUACACAGGUGGUCCACAAGAAGCCCGUUUGAAAGCCAGGGUCUUGACGUGACUGGCAUGUCUUGGCAUUAUGCGACAUGCUAAUUAAUAUGACUACCCAACUUAAGCAAUCCUUAGGAAUUGAAAACACAUUUCAGAAUUUCGGAUGACAUUUCAUGAGAUAGUGCAUACACUGCGGUUAGGCCACCAUGUUGUGUUUUAAUUCUGCUACCUGCUAAGCGGUCAUCCCUAGCACCCAAGGACGAUACUGGUUUGUCCCCGCUGCUGCGUCUGCAAUAUGUCCAGAAAUCGUGAAGGCAGUGAUUUAACAGCGAACUUUCGGUACCGUUUACUCCCUUGAUUUUAUCUAAUUUCUGGGGUUGUGGUGGCUGAGCGUUUUGUCGAUUGAUGAAAGCAGGGCUAGGCCUGAUGCCGUUGUCGUCUGAAUCGUCUUGUUCAGCGUUCUGCCCACUCCUGACACCUUUCUCUCUCACUGUUCAUCUUAUCCCGACUGUAAGUCCCUUUUCAUCACAAAUAGCUCAAAAUGCCAUGCGACAGAGCGUGCAACUGCCUCUAGUAGUAUUCGCGUGGAACUGUUUUUUUUCAAAUUUCAAUGAAGAAGCCACUCUUUCGCAAUUCUAAUGCCCUUUUAGUAAUCCUCAUAACGACUUCCGUCUGUUUCCUGCGCUUUUAGAACAAAGACGAGAGCACUCCGUGCUUAAGCGCAAACGAGGAUAAUAUUAGCAGUAAGUCGGUUCUUAACUGUCCAAAAUGUUAAUGUAAUUUUAUGCAUUUAUUUCGACUCCAGAUGUAACUAGUGGGCUCUUCUAACCACUUCCAUUCGUUGAUUCAAAAACACACUUUUUCGUUGUAUUAUGACACAAACUCGUUCCGUGGCGCCUUAGGGCUCAGUCUAGCAGUCGGUCACAUAAUGACUAGUAAAGUGUGGAGGAAAGUGUACCGACCACGACAAGAGGAACUGGGUUUUCUGUUUCUGGCUUAUUAGCCGUCACCAGUCAGCCUCCUAACCCGAGGUUCGAUUAACCUGGGAUUCGAACACGGGGCCUCCGACCGUUGAGUGUUUAGGAAUGGUACUCUACCGCUCGGCCGCGAACCCGUUGUCCUGUCGGUCGCGAACGGAAAUAGUGACUAUCGUGAGAAGGCUGUUCACCGAUCGGUCUUCCCAGUCUCUCUUGUUCGUGCCGGCAUUUCCCCGGAAUAUAUUCCUUUAUUACCUUUAGCAGCUUCAUGCAGUCUGAUGAAAGGCUGGGGGUGGGGUAUACUUCGGCUAAAAGGAAUUAGGAGGUUUUUUUCUAUUUCAGACACAGUCAUGCAUUCUGCUUGUCAUCCAGCCUCAGUUUUACUCGAGCGUCUUUGACCCUCUUUUAGAACCGAUUUCACACUCACUGUUUCCCCGGCUGCUUCAGAGCAGUGGGAUCAAAUCGACGCAGUCGGGAGUAGUGUCCUCUAGUCAGUACUUUGGCGCACCACUCUACACCUCCCUUAAGUCCGAAAAGGGUGGUAUUUUGUUAAAGAAUAUGAACCUCAAUCGCAGCCUCUCGCCUCACACCCUCGUCAUGCUACCCGAUGAGAACGACUUGAAGGAGAGUCAGGACUACUUAAUUCCCACGGCCUUUGUCCUCUCAGAAAUGGACGGCUACACCCAUCUCAAGGACUCGCCGACCUUGCUUCCUCCCCCUCCGCUGGAACGCGCCGCAGAUUCGGGUGUCUCCCCCGUCCUCAGGAGCAGUGAGAUCUGA
Spirometra erinaceieuropaei is the source of this 27320-nucleotide messenger RNA. NCBI's taxonomy places the organism in Eukaryota, Metazoa, Platyhelminthes, Cestoda, Diphyllobothriidea, Diphyllobothriidae. The record is from the annotation of a GenBank genome assembly.